This is a messenger RNA of Rotaria sp. Silwood1, 630 nucleotides long. NCBI's taxonomy places the organism in Eukaryota, Metazoa, Rotifera, Eurotatoria, Philodinida, Philodinidae. The record is from the annotation of a GenBank genome assembly.
AUGAUAAAAAUUAUCUUUGAUAAUAAUUUAGAACGUACAAUAGAAAAUUUAUCAUCAAUACUCAAUGAAUCAGAUUCAAAUAUAAUCUCAAAACGUUUUCAUUCAUUAAUUUAUUCAUGGUUUAUUGAUGUUUCAUUUAAUAUUUCCAAUGAUAUUUUUUCUACAAUAGUUGAAUUAAUGAAUAAAUAUCCUGAAGAAUUUUUUCUUCAUUGUUUCAUACCAUGGCUUAAUAAUAAUAGUAAUAUUACAACAGAUAAUAGAAAUUUAUUUCUUUCAAAUCUUUUUACUCAAUUAACAAAUUUAUCUGAUCGUUGUAAAUUAUGUACGUAUUUAUGUCAAAAUAGCACAUGUCCAUUUAAUGAUAAUGAAUUAUGUAUAAUAAGUAAAUGGUUUGAUAGUAAAGAAUUUUAUUUUUCAAAUGAUUUAUUAAAUAUUUUACCUGAAAAAAUUGCAAUAUCAUCAAAAAUUUAUUCAGAUAAUUUAUCAUUUUCUAAAGUUCUACAUAAAAUUUUAAUUAAAUGUAUAGAAAAUAAUCAUAUGCUAACUAAUGAACAACAUUUAAUAUUUAAACAAGCUAUAACAAUAAAUACAACCAUACUUAGUGAUAUUCUUAUGGAUUUACUUGAUUGA